AUGGCUUCAGUAUUACCCCGGCUGUGGCGAGCCGCUCCAAAAUUGAACCGCGACUUUUUCGUGUGCCAACGAUGUCUACGGCACAGCCCCUCAAUUCUUACCAAAGUCAAGAUACCCGGCAAGGCGAAUCUAUCGCGGACCAUCCGGUUCAAUAGCAGCAGCACCGCAGCAUUCGAGCAGUUUGCCACUAAGAAAUCGCCACUGAGCAAUCUCAGCCAGACGAUAUAUAAUGCCCAGAAGAAGGAUACACCAAAGAAGGGCUUUUUCCCCGAGACGUCGAGCAAUGCAGUGGGAUAUUGGCUGCUAGCAUCUGCGGGGAGUGUGUUUGGAAUUGUGGUGUUUGGGGGUUUGACGAGGUUGACGGAGUCUGGACUGAGUAUAACAGAAUGGCGGCCAGUGACCGGUUCCCUUCCUCCUCUAUCCGCAGCAGACUGGGACUCGGAAUUCACAAAAUACCGCGCCUCACCCGAAUCUAAACUCCUCAAUCCAAACAUGACGCUGGAAGAAUUCAAGAAAAUCUACUAUAUGGAAUGGGGCCAUCGCCUCUGGGGCCGCUUCGUCGGCCUCUCCUUCGUUCUCCCCGCCAUCUAUUUUGUGUCUCGCGGAAAAGUGUCCGCCAACAUGUCCCUACGAUUCCUCGGUAUAAGCUGCCUGAUCGCAGGACAAGGAGCUAUGGGCUGGUACAUGGUAAAGAGCGGUCUGAAAGACGAUCUUUUUGCUCCCGGAAGCCAUCCUCGAGUCUCGCAAUACAGACUCACAGCACACUUGGGGACAGCAUUCAUCUGCUACACAGCUAUGCUCUGGAACGGGCUCUCCAUCCUCCGCACCAAUGCGCUCCUGGCAAACCCUACGAGAGCGUAUGCGCAACUCUCACAUCUUCUCUCUCCUGCGCUUUCCCCAUUCAGGAAAUCCGUGGCGGGACUAGCAGUCCUGGUCUUCACAACCGCCAUGUCUGGUGGUCUCGUUGCAGGACUAGACGCAGGCAUGAUCUACAACGAGUUCCCACACAUGGGCGUCGGUUUCCAUCCGCCAAAGUCCGAACUUCUUAAUCCGUUCUACAGCCGCAAAGAGGAUCGCAGUGAUUUGGUCUGGCGCAACAUGCUCGAGAACCCGAGUACAGUGCAACUAGACCAUCGCAUCCUUGCAACUACCACCUUCACCACCAUCCUCUCGCUCUGGGCGUAUACGCGUCUCAAUAAGCGAAUUAGAUCCGCGAUGCCAAAUUCAGCACGCAAAGGCAUGUUAGGCGUCGUACAUCUGCUUAUGAUUCAAGUUGCGCUAGGUAUCAGCACACUCGUCUAUCUAGUUCCUUUACCAUUGGCGGCUGCCCAUCAAGCCGGCAGCUUAGCACUCUUGACCGGUGUCAUGGUCCUAGGUAACAGAGUUUGGGUCCCGAGAGCUACGAUGCGCUUGUUGGAGAAGAGGGUUAACAUGGCGCAUGUUUACAAGGGCCGUCCGGAGGCAACUCACUCGGCUGGCAAGAAGGCUCUGCCUGCUCAGUUCUCGGGAUUGAAGAGUAGUGGAUCGCCUGGGCUAGCGGGGUCUAGUUGA
Molecule: messenger RNA, 1551 nt
Organism: Drepanopeziza brunnea f. sp. 'multigermtubi' MB_m1
Lineage: Eukaryota; Fungi; Ascomycota; Leotiomycetes; Helotiales; Drepanopezizaceae
Biological process (GO): heme A biosynthetic process
Cellular component (GO): mitochondrial inner membrane
Molecular function (GO): oxidoreductase activity, acting on NAD(P)H, heme protein as acceptor
Source: RefSeq, a predicted model, not a curated record